UUUCCUACACCAGGAAGUGGUGACAGAGUGACUCAUCACUUUUAUCUCCCUUUUGUAACCCGCUCCUUUUGCUGCUAGUUACACACGGCUGGGAUUUCACUUGAACCAGUAAAAAUGAGUAAUCCUGAGGAACCCAAAGUGACUCCACACAUAGUGAAUGAAGAGCUCAUGGCAGCUGGGAAAUGGGUGAAGCUGGAGAAGACGACAUAUGUGGAUCCGGCUGGAAACACCAGAACCUGGGAGUCUGUGAAACGGACAACAAGACGGGCCAACACAGAAGCAGACGGUGUGGGAAUUGUUGCUCUGCUGAAGCGGACGCUCCACAAAGACUGCGUCGUGAUGGUGAAGCAGUUCCGUCCUCCUUUGGGAUGCUUCACUUUGGAGUUUCCUGCAGGACUGAUCGAUGAAGGGGAAACUGCAGAAGUGGCAGCACUGAGGGAGCUGAAAGAAGAAACAGGCUACAAAGGGGAGGUAGUAGGAGUCACGCCAGUGACCUGUCUGGACCCCGGCCUGUCUAACUGCACCACCCAGAUCGUGCUGGUCAACAUCAACGGAGACGACGUGGAGAACAUUAACCCGACGCAGCAGCUUGGUGAUGGAGAGUUUGUUGAAGUUAUUCUUUUACCACUUGAUGAAUUCCAGACAAAAGUUGACGAUCUGCUGCAGAAAGAAAAAAUUGUGGUGGACUCUAAAGUUUACAUCUUUGCCUUGGGGAUGACUCAGGCCUUCUUUAAGCCAAGAGAGCUGCCGGUCCUGAAGCAGUAAAGGAACCCGUUCACGAUGAGAAAACAAGAGGAAGAGAUACUCUUCACUGUUACACAGGGCUGUUGAAAAUGUUGUUUAAGAAGACGUGAUGGCAUUUAGAAAAAGUGUGUUCAAAUCCAGAGCAACACUUGGAAGUCAGAUGCUGAAAUGAUUUAAGAACAAACCGUAGGAAGGAGCCCUGAUUACACUACAUGUACUUGACCAGUAUUUGCUCCCAGAAUGGGAAUGCUAACAUUUAUUUAGAGGCCGAAAACAUUUUCUAAUGAUUUGCAGGCAGUUGUUUAGGCUUUAGUUCUUCAUUCCUUGAGUGCCAGUUAAUGAUGUAUAGCUUUUUAUGAUGAAAAGAAAUGUAGCACAAAGUUUAAGGAUGUAAUCAUAAAACAUUCCUUUACAAAUGUAUUAAAGGAAGCGAUCAGCUGCUAGUGGCUAAAUUAGUUGGGAUGACUAACAAAUCUGAACGCUGUAUUAACAAAGCGAACCGUGUGGAGGAAUCCGUUCAGUUGCUGUAUUCUGCUUCCAACCAAGUUAUGGUGCAAUUAACUCAAUAUUGAUUGUGUUAUUAUCUUAAUAACCUAAAAUUACUGACCAAUGAAUAGAUGUGAUGCCACCUUUGCUUGAACUGGAAUUUGUGCCUUUGUUUUAAAUUGACUUAUUAAAAUAAACUGAGGGAAUAAAAAGUUUAA
Molecule: messenger RNA, 1448 nt
Organism: Melanotaenia boesemani (Boeseman's rainbowfish)
Lineage: Eukaryota; Metazoa; Chordata; Actinopteri; Atheriniformes; Melanotaeniidae
Gene: nudt5
Product: nudix (nucleoside diphosphate linked moiety X)-type motif 5
Exons: 10
Coding region: 115-765 (216 amino acids)
Biological process (GO): ribose phosphate metabolic process; nucleoside phosphate metabolic process
Cellular component (GO): nucleus
Molecular function (GO): ADP-ribose diphosphatase activity
Source: RefSeq, a predicted model, not a curated record